This is a messenger RNA of Cololabis saira (Pacific saury), 531 nucleotides long. Its product is annotated as cytochrome c oxidase subunit 7A2, mitochondrial-like. The transcript is spliced from 4 exons. NCBI's taxonomy places the organism in Eukaryota, Metazoa, Chordata, Actinopteri, Beloniformes, Belonidae. The record is from RefSeq and is a predicted model, not a curated record. Bases 106 to 357 code for a protein of 83 amino acids. Gene Ontology annotation, biological process: mitochondrial respirasome assembly; mitochondrial electron transport, cytochrome c to oxygen; regulation of oxidative phosphorylation.
CAUAUGCGAUCACGUGACCAGAUAUACAUACACGGAAGGAUUGUGGGAAAUUUGGCAGACUGUCCUUGUUCUGUUCUUUAAAGUGAAUAUUAACGUCUUCUCAAGAUGUACAAACAAAUUAUGGGUCUUCGCCAGCUCUCCAGCCGGACCGUCACCACCAGUAUCCGCAGACAAAUUUCUAAUACAGUGAAAGAAAAGCAAAGACUGUUCCAGGAGGAUAAUGGUGUGCCCGUUCAUCUGAAGGGCGGGUCAAAGGACGCCCUGCUCUACAGAGCCACAAUGUCUCUCACUGUGUUUGGGAGUGCGUUUGUUGUGUACGAGCUGUUCAGCGCCGCCGUCCCUAAGAAGUCACAGUGAAACAUCGCCCAUAUGCAUGUCAUUGUAUGACGAUGCAAUUUUGCAAAUGUUGCAUUUAUUUCUUCAAAUCUUUGUUGUGCAGAGACUUAACAUAAUUUCAUAUUUGAAAUUUGAAUAUUUAUGAAUGUAUAAAUCAUAACUUGCAAACAAUAAUAAAAAUACAUUUAUGUUAAA